GGAAGAGCAGGAGCAGCACUGUCCACGGCGAGGUGGAAAAUCAAAGCUGGAGGAGACGAGGAGAAGCGCGAAGAAGACGAAGAGGAGACGAAGACGUCUGCACAAAGACUGAAGAGGAGAGAAGGAAAAAGUUUGGAGCUGCCAAACAAAGGAAGAGAAAGGGGGCUGAAGCAGAGAGGGCCCCAACAUUUAGAGAGAGAACACGAUGUCGACGCUGCCCUCAGAAAACAGCCCCGAGGAUGCCAACAAUCGCAGCUUCUGGAUGCCUGGGAACUAUCAGCGCACUGUGAAGCGAACAGAGGACGCCUUCCAGGCCUGUAAUGACAUCGUGGCAUGUUUCCAAGAGAGAGCUCGCGUGGAGAGGCAGUACGCCCAGCAGCUCAGUGAAUGGAGCAACAAGUGGAAGCCCGUCGUGGACUCCAGUCCUCUAUAUGGAUCUCUUCUGAAGGCUUGGCAGUGUUUUCUGUCCUCCGCUGACCGACUGGCCUCCUUACAUGCCUCCAUCUGUCGCUCCCUGGUAUCGGAGGAUGGAGACCGGGUCAGGACCUGGCAGAAAGACACCUUCCACAAGAAAUUAUUUGGAGGCUUUAAGGAGUCCCAGGACACUGAGACGGGCUUUAUACGUGCUCAAAAGCCGUGGGCCAAACGACUUAAAAAGCUGGAUAAAGCCAGGAAUGCGUACCACAAAGUGAGCCGUAAGGAGCAGGCAGCCAGGGAGCGGGAGGCACACGCUCAGGGAAACCCGGACGUCGCCAUCGACAAACAGAAGAAGAUCCAGGAGGAGAGAGAGCUGGCUCAGCAGGAGGCCGAGAAGGUUCGUGCUCGCUAUGAGAAAGUCCUGGAGGAGGUGAACCGCUACGCUCCACGCUACAUGGAGGAGAUGGAGUCCAUCUUUGACCAAUCGCAGGACGAGGAGCGCAAGAGGAUUGUCUUCCUCAAACAGGCCUUCCUCUCCAUCCACAAACACCUGGACAUCACCAACAACGAGAGUGUGAGAGCUGUGUAUGAUGAGCUCCACAACACACUGAUGGCCAUCGAUGAGCACGAGGACCUGCGCUGGUGGAAAAACACCCACGGGCCCGGCAUGCCCACCGACUGGCCUCACUUCCAGGAAUGGACGCCCGAGAAGAAAGCCAAAAAAGGGAAGAAAGAAGUAGAAAAGAAAGGAACAAUAGAGAGGAGCGUGAUGAUUGGAGGAGUGAGAGUAAGAGCUCUGUAUGAUUAUGUUGGCCAGGAGACAGAUGAGCUGUCAUUAAAAGCAGGUGAGGAGUUUGUGAAGAUCGAGGAUGAGGAUGAUCAGGGAUGGUGCCGGGGGAUGAAGGACGACGGGUGGGAGGGGCUUUACCCGGCCAACUACGUCGAGGUGGUUUAGUUCAUGUAUCCAGGCUGGAAAUGAAUCGUUUCAUUUGUGAAGUCACGAAAACCAGUGCUGUAAAGAGCAACACCAGGUAGCCAAAGAUCUGGUUUGUGAUGGUGCAGUGCGAUCGUGCUUAGGUGGAUAUUUUAGCACACAGAGAUUUUAAAAAAACUACGCAGGUUGUGUAAUCUCUUGAAGGAUUUCGACAAAUGUUUUAAUAUAUACAGUAUGCAUAGACCACUUGUAUUGAAGCCAUAUGAUAAACAAUGCUUUAAUGUAAAAAAAAAAAAAAAGGUACAAAAUGCUGCAGUAUGUUAUAUAACGAACUUUUUGGUGCUGAAAUUGCAUUACAGGACUGCUAUUGUCUCAACACAUUGCUAUUAAAAUGCUCACAAAGCUUCGUGAAGAAAGUGAUGCUAAUACUGUGAUUAGGAUUAAUCUGUGGCAGCCAUACAGCGGAGUGAGCUGGAUAGAUGUGCUGCAUGUGAAACGCAGUGAGACGCGAAGGUUGACAUCAGUUUCAUCUCUAUGUGUGAAGUACAGAAAGGAACUGCUGGACUGGCAGCAGCAACACACAUUCCUGGAACUCCAGUGAUAUCUUAUUUUCUAUCUUGUUUAUCUAUUUGAAGUAGCUGGAUUUGACAUGCCUGCAGAGAAAUAUCCCCAGACUCUGCAGUUUCCCUCAACUUACGGGACUUUAUAAGAUAUUUCAGCUCAUUGUUUUGAUUUUCUGGCCCACAACCUUUUGGUUCAGUCUCACCGCUCCCAUCAGUGUCGUUUUCAGCCGCAACAGGCAGCAGUUUUCAGCUGAAAAGCUCUAAAUAAAAGCCUCUGGACUCUACCUGCUCUGCAGCAAGCGACAGAAGAACACAGUUAGCAGCUAGUUGGUGAACACAGAGCAGCGUUUAGCUGCUAAAUCGCCAGGUAUUUCCCUCAGGAGUUGCUGGAGAAGACAAACAGAGCUAGAAGAGUGUGAAUAUUGGACUUACAUUAAUUAGCUGGCCGAUAACGUGACACCAAAUGAAUGCUAGUGUUGCUCUGUACCUGCUGGAUGUGUAACUGGGGAACUGUUUGCCAUCAAGUUCAACAUGUCAGCUAGAAAGGUGAGAGUACGUCAGUGUUGUGUUCACAGUUUGCCAAAACAAUCAGUUAUCGUAGGUUUUAUAAACAGAAAUUCAAACACAAGGCUUUGUCCUUAAAGAAAUGCUUUAUUUAACAGGAUUAUUUCUUCAUGAUUUAACUGACCUGGUGACUGCAUGCAACAUCUUAGACGUGACUAUUAUACAGAUGUUUUGAUGACUAGAUGUCUCGCUAACAAGAUAUAAUCUGCCAGCAGAACAUACUGAUUGGCUGGCAGGUGCCUGGUAUCAUCUUAUAUUGGCAAAUCAACAAAAUACUUAAUGUCAACAGGUAACAGUCUGCAGGCAAAUGUGAUAAUAAUGUUUUUUCUUCAUGUUGCAUCACCAACAUUAAAAAUGCAUGAAAAUCUACACAUAAUGUUUUUGUCAUUUGGUUUGAGGCCGUGGUGUAAACACAAUAAUGCACUCUGACUUGGAGAAUACUGGCCUUCGUUGCCUCCUCUUCAUUCAUUAUUUUCUUGUAGCUGGACACCUUGUUGUGUGUUAUCACUGACAUUAUGUGUAAAUGUGGGCAGUUGAGGUUGAGGAGGAAAACACAUUUGUCCAUUCAUUGCAGAGCUGGUGGUUUAUUUUGUCAGCCAGUGUAGAAAAGUGCAGUCCAUCUAUCUUUUUUUUUUUUUUUUUUAAUUUUGAUGGAGCGAGUUUGGAGUUUCUCCUUGUUUCCAGUCUCUGCUCUGAGCUGGGAUCCAUUAUGUACAAACUUCGUAAUGCCAAAAUGAUCUUCAUUUUAGGACUAAGCUCAUCAAAGCAUCCAGAUGCUUUUGACAAACAGGCCCCGGGUCUAAAUGUGUGCCAGAUGCAAAGCUAUUUCUGCACACAACGUUCAGAGAUGAAACUGAUUCUGCUCUCCAUCAGAUUCACAGUUUGACACCAAACGUUGAAAUUUCUCAGCAAGUCCCUGUUCCUUUAAGAUAAGUACUGGGGAGCAGAUAGUUUUCCCGUCUGCCUGUAAUAUCUAAUCAUCUGUUGCUAUACUGUACCAAAGUAAGGAAACAGCCUCCAGAAGCUGCUGGGUUUGCCUCGUCGUUGGCCUUCGACAGUCUCUGUGUGGGUGCUGUGUGUCUUUAUUUGUCAUGUAAAACUAUGCAAUCCUUUUUUUCUUUUGCAAGCUGCCUGUCUUUUGGAAAUAAAAUUAAACU
Messenger RNA from Chelmon rostratus (copperband butterflyfish), 3635 nucleotides. RefSeq names its product protein kinase C and casein kinase substrate in neurons protein 3. Gene Ontology annotation, biological process: plasma membrane tubulation; cytoskeleton organization; regulation of endocytosis. The transcript has 10 exons. The coding region runs from base 206 to 1372 and encodes 388 amino acids. Lineage: Eukaryota; Metazoa; Chordata; Actinopteri; Chaetodontiformes; Chaetodontidae. Gene Ontology annotation, cellular component: plasma membrane; endosome; cytoplasm. Gene Ontology annotation, molecular function: protein binding; phospholipid binding. The record is from RefSeq and is a predicted model, not a curated record.